Molecule: messenger RNA, 2271 nt
Organism: Hemibagrus wyckioides
Lineage: Eukaryota; Metazoa; Chordata; Actinopteri; Siluriformes; Bagridae
Exons: 2
Coding region: 267-719 (150 amino acids)
Source: RefSeq, a predicted model, not a curated record
AGUCAUUAUGUGUGUUGUCUGUUCCAGAGACGUGUCUCACAGAGAGAAGAGCUCCUCUGUGUGUGUGUGUGUGUGUGUGUGUGUGUCUGUCUUUUCUAGCAAUCAGAAGUUUUUCUGGGAAGAUCAUCAUCACAGUUUCCCUCAGUCAGCAGUCCUCUCCUGUUAAUAAACACUCAGCAGUGUCAGAAGUGUCGCUCUCCAGCUCGUGGUUCUUCCUCAAAACACAUCCAGAUUUCUUCCUUCUCCAUGCUGCAUUCUCACACAGGAUGUUCCUACUGCUCCACACUGAGGAUCUGCUCCACACUGAGGACCUGCUCCACACUGAGGACCUGCUCCACACUGAGGACCUGCUCCACACUGAGGACCUGAUCCACACUGAGGAUCUGCUCCACACUGAGGAUCUGCUCCACACUGAGGACCUGCUCCACACUGAGGACCUGCUCCACACUGAGGAUCUGCGCCACACUAAGGACCUGCUCCACACUGAGGAUCUGCUCCACACUGAGGAUCUGCUCCACACUAAGGACCUGCUCCACACUGAGGACCUGCUCCACACUGAGGAUAUGUCAACACUGAGGACCUGCUCCACACUGAGGACCUGCUCCACACUGAGGAUCUGCUCCACACUGAGGAUCUGCUCCACACUGAGGAUCUGCUCCACACUGAGGACCUGCUCCACACUGAGGACCUGCUCCACACUGAGGAUAUGUCCACACUGAGGAUAUGUCCACACUGAGGACCUGCUCCACACUGAGGACCUGCUCCACACUGAGGAUCUGCGCCACACUAAGGACCUGCUCCACACUGAGGACCUGCUCCACACUGAGGAUAUGUCAACACUGAGGACCUGCUCCACACUGAGGACCUGCUCCACACUGAGGACCUGCUCCACACUGAGGAUCUGCUCCACACUGAGGAUCUGCUCCACACUGAGGAUCUGCUCCACACUGAGGAUCUGCUCCACACUGUUUUAGAGGGCGAAGCAACGGGUGACAUCAGCAGGUCACAUGACCUUAACAUGUCUGUAAUCUGUACCUGCUCUAGGAGCUGAUUAUAUUCCCUGAAAUAAGUGACCUCCUUCCCGUCUGUUCCUGGGUUUAGCUGAUUCUCUUCACUAGAACUUGAGAUGAUGAAAAUGGAGAUCUCUUCGCAGUUUAUGUGAGAGACCAGCAGCUGUGAACUUUUCCUUCUCAUUCCUUCUGUGCUUUCACACAGCGAGAGAUUCCACUCUGGAACAGUGUGAGGAAUUGAUUUCAGUAAAAACACAAAUAACUUCAGAAGGACUUGUUUCUGGAUCAGAAUCACACACACACACACACACACACACAUGUAGCAUUCCCAAUUGAGACCAGAUCAUCUGAGUUAUCUAAAAUCUGAAUAAUAAUUAAAUCCAUUUAGCUGUGUUCUUCCCAACGUUUUCUGACAAUAAGCUCAGGUUUCUCCUCAUUAUAUAUAAAAAAACAACUCCUCUCCUCUUUGUUUCUUCCUGGAAAUGUCCCACAUGUUGAUCUCUUUAUCUCCUCUGAAGACGAGGUUCUUCAGUAAGUGAAAUGUUAUAUAAGUCUAGUGGUCAGAUAUCACACUCGUGUUGGAGGUCUUAUCUCUCCCUUUAGGUCUUAACACACCAUGCAGAAUGCAGUAGCACCAGUGUUAUCAUUCCUGAUGGAGGAUGGAAGUUCUUCUGUACAUCUGAAUACAUGAAGAAACAUAUAUUUUCACUAAACACCUAAAAGAAAUACAAAAACCACAACAUCCCUGAGCUUUUGAAGCCAUGCUCCAUCUUUCAGCUCUGCCUCUAGACUCAAGCUGAUCCAGUGUUUGGAGAAAACAUCUGCUUAGUGCCAUUAAGUGCCAUUAAGUGUGUGUGUGUGUGUGUGUGUGUGUGUGUGUGUGUGUGUGUGUGUGUGUAUGAAUCUCUAGAGGACAUGGUCGUAAAAAUCUGAUCUGGAUUCUUUCCCAAAAUUAAAUUCCAUUCUCCUGGAGGACAAACCAGAGAGAGAGAGAGAGAGAGAGAGAGAGAGUGUGUGUGCCUGAAUGUGUGUGUGUGUGUGUGGGAGGGGUGUAAGUGUGUAUGAAAGUGUAUAAGAAAUUUCUUGAGUCUAAUUUGCUCCUCUUUUUUUGUAAGCAAAAACAUGUUGAUCUGAAUUUCUGCAUUUGGGGAAUGUUCAACUUCUUUCCUCUGAACAAUUCCUACGGUGUUUUCUCUUUCUAUCGUAACACUGUAACACUGUAGCACUAACACUGUAGCACUAUAACACUGUAGCACUAACA